AUGGAAAGGCAAAACAAACCAACUUAUCAAUCAAACAGCAUAAUCGGAAAGCUUUACCGCGAAGUAAAGAACGUCGCGCAACAAAAAAGCCACAAGAAAUCCUUCACUAAAAAAGCAGCAAUGAAGCUAUAUGAUCAUGACACAAAAAUUAAUGGUUUUGAAAAGUACUUAAAGAUCGCUUGUGAGUACAAACACAUGUAUGAUUCCAAGCUAUUGAACUUAAUGGAUUACUAUGGUAUAGAAACAGAAGCAGAAAUAAUUAGUGGAAAUAUUUUGAAGAUGUCAAAAUCAUUCAAUGACAGAAAAGAUAAAGAAGGAAUAAACCAUGCUGUGAUGUCAUUAAGAAAUGAAGCUAGAAAUUGGUUCAAUGAGAUGAAAAGUAAAUCAAAUUCUCAAAGUGGUGAUUAUGAUGAUUCUUAUGUUGUUGCUUCUGCAUGGUAUUAUGUAACAUAUCAUUCUAGUUAUUGGGGAUGUUACAAUGAAGGGCUUAAUAAGGAUCAUUUCCUAAGUUUUCCAUUGUGUGUUCAUGAUAUUCUUGUUCAGAUAAAGAAGGAUAAAGCCAAUAGUAGAAUUUAUAGAAUGAAGUCAAGAAUGAUAAUGAAUAAUGCAGAAACUGCACUUUCUAUUAACGUGAAAGACAAACAAUUAUUUUGCGCUGAGAACUUCCUAGGGUCUUACGCUUUCAAGAAGUUGCACCUUCGAACUGUUGGAACAAGCAACCAUAAAUGA
Messenger RNA from Lathyrus oleraceus (garden pea), 729 nucleotides. Its product is annotated as RNA-dependent RNA polymerase 1. Bases 1 to 729 code for a protein of 242 amino acids. Lineage: Eukaryota; Viridiplantae; Streptophyta; Magnoliopsida; Fabales; Fabaceae. Gene Ontology annotation, cellular component: nuclear RNA-directed RNA polymerase complex. The transcript is spliced from 2 exons. Gene Ontology annotation, biological process: siRNA processing. The record is from RefSeq and is a predicted model, not a curated record. Gene Ontology annotation, molecular function: RNA-directed RNA polymerase activity.